AACCCGCCCUCCGGAGAGAUCUCAUUUCCCCCAAAACCUCCCAUUUUCUCUCUCUCUCUCGUUCCUCUUUUUCUUUACCUCUUAUUUCUCGUAUUUUGCUGUACCCCUCACUCACGAAUCAUGGAUCUCACAACGAGAUGUUUGUUUCUUCUAUCCUGCCUUUGCAUGAUAUCGGCGAUCGAUUUAGAAGCAAUAGAAACAAGCUACUAUGUGGAGCCCACUGCCACCUCAGAUGUGAUCGACUAUAAGGAUCCCUGUAAAGCUGUUGCCUUUUGGGGAGACAUUGCUCUGGAUGAGGAGGACAUGCGUAUGUUUAAGGUGGACCGGAUUAUAAACGUGGCCCAACGGACCGUCCAGACCUUCAAUCAGACAACCACAGGGUCUUCUGCCAAUGAGACCAGUCGAAACAUAGCGGUGCCAAACCGGCAAGGAUCACGCCGUAGGAAAAGGGCGGCAACCUCCAGGCCUGAGAGGGUGUGGCCAGAAGGUGUCAUUCCCUAUGUCAUCAGUGGGAACUUCAGUGGCAGCCAGCGGGCGAUAUUCCGUCAGGCCAUGCGUCACUGGGAGAAGCACACCUGUGUGACCUUUAUGGAGAGAACAACAGAGGAGAGCUACAUUGUGUUCACCUACCGGCCGUGUGGGUGCUGUUCCUAUGUGGGCCGCAGGGGUGGUGGUCCCCAGGCCAUCUCCAUUGGAAAGAACUGUGACAAGUUUGGAAUAGUGGUGCAUGAGCUGGGCCACGUGAUUGGUUUCUGGCACGAGCACACCCGGCCCGACAGAGAUGAACACGUCAGCAUCAUCAGGGACAACAUCCAGCCAGGACAGGAGUAUAACUUCUUGAAGAUGGAGCCAGGGGAGGUGGACUCUAUGGGAGAAGUGUAUGACUUUGACAGCAUCAUGCACUAUGCCAGGAAUACAUUCUCAAGAGGAAUCUUCUUGGACACCAUCCUGCCACGCUAUGAUGUCAAUGGAGUGAGACCACCGAUUGGCCAGAGGACAAGGCUAAGCAAAGGGGAUAUCACACAGGCACGCAAACUCUACAAGUGUUCCAGAUGUGGAGACAGUCUGCAGGAAAGCAGUGGGAACUUCUCCUCUCCUGGCUUCCCCAACGGAUACUCAGCCUAUAUGCACUGCAUCUGGAGAAUAUCGGUCACGCCAGGGGAAAAGAUCAUUCUGAACUUCACCUCCAUGGAUCUGUAUAGGAGUCACCUGUGCUGGUAUGACCAUGUCGAGAUCAGAGAUGGAUACUCCAGGAAAGCUCCUCUGAAAGGUCGUUUCUGUGGGGAUAAGCUGCCUGAACCAAUCAUCUCCACUGACAGCCGGUUGUGGAUCGAGUUCCGCAGCAGCAGUAACUGGGUGGGGAAGGGCUUCUCCGCUGUGUAUGAAGCCAUCUGUGGAGGAGAGGUGAAGAAGGAUAAUGGACAGAUCCAGUCUCCUAACUACCCAGAUGACUAUCGGCCCAACAAGGUGUGCAUAUGGAAGAUCAGUGUGUCUCAGGGAUACCAUGUCGGCCUGACCUUCCAGUCCUUUGAGAUUGAGAGGCAUGACAGCUGUGCCUAUGACUACCUGGAGGUGAGGGAUGGGAACUCAGACAACAGCCCACUGCUGGGACGCUUCUGUGGCUACGACAAGCCAGAUGACAUCAAGACCAGUUCCAACCAGCUGUGGAUGAAGUUUGUGUCUGAUGGCUCUGUCAACAAGGCUGGCUUCGCAGCCAACUUUUUCAAAGAGAUGGACGAGUGCUCCAAGCCCGACAAUGGUCGCUGUGAGCAACGCUGUGUCAACACACUAGGCAGCUACAAGUGUGCCUGUGACCCGGGCUACGAGCUGGCUGCCGACAAGCGCAGCUGUGAGGCUGCCUGUGGAGGUUUCAUCACCAAGCUGAACGGCUCCAUCACCAGCCCAGGCUGGCCCAGAGAGUACCCCCCCAACAAGAACUGUAUCUGGCAGCUGGUGGCGCCCACACAGUACCGAAUCACCCUGCUUUUUGACGUCUUUGAGACGGAGGGCAAUGACGUGUGUAAAUAUGACUAUGUGGAGGUCCGCAGUGGGCUUUCAGCAGACUCAAGGCUACAUGGGAAGUUCUGUGGAGCAGAGAAACCUGAGGCCAUCACCUCUCAGUACAACAACAUGCGCAUUGAGUUUAAGUCAGACAACACAGUCUCCAAGAAGGGAUUCAAAGCUCAGUUCUUCUCAGACAAAGACGAGUGCUCGAAGGAGAACGGAGGUUGCCAGCAUGAGUGUGUCAAUACCUUCGGGAGCUACAGCUGUCAGUGCCGCAGUGGCUUUGUGCUGCAUGAGAAUAAACACGACUGCAAAGAAGCCGGCUGUGAUCACAUUGUGAACAGUGUGACUGGCACCAUCACAAGCCCCAAUUGGCCAGAUAAAUACCCCAGCAAGAAGGCAUGCACCUGGGCGCUCUCCACCACUGCAGGCCAUCGCAUCAAAAUUGACUUCAAUGAGAUCGACAUGGAGGCCCAUCUGGAGUGCGCCUACGACCACAUCGAGAUCUACGACGGGCGCGACGGCAAAGCCCCCAGUCUGGGUCGCUUCUGUGGCACCAAGAAGCCUCCUCCCAUCAUGUCCAGCGCCAACAAGAUGUUUAUCCGCUUCUUCUCUGAUAACUCUGUACAGAAGAAGGGCUUUGAGGCCUCCCACACAGCAGAGUGUGGAGGUCGUCUGAAGGCUGAGGUCAAGACCAAAGACCUGUACUCCCAUGCUCAGUUUGGGGACAAUAACUACCCCGGUGCGUCUGACUGCCAGUGGGUGAUUGCGGCUGAGAAAGGCUACGGGGUGGAGCUCAUCUUCCAGACCUUUGAGAUUGAGGAGGAGGCUGACUGUGGCUACGACUACAUGGAGCUCUUUGAUGGUGUCGAUACCAAGUCCCCAAGGCUUGGACGCUACUGUGGCUCUGGGCCUCCCGAGGAGAUCUACUCUGCCGGUGACUCCAUUGUAAUCAAGUUCCGCUCUGAUGACACCAUCAACAAGAAGGGCUUCCACGUGCGGUACACCAGCACCAAGUUUCAGGACACAUUACACUCGCGCAAGUGACCAGCGGGGGCCGGAAAGGGCCGGGUGGGGCAGAGGGGCAAACGGAGGGGCCCCCAGGGGAGGCGCCAGCCUGACACUCGGAAACCUUCGGCCACCAAGAUCAUUCAGAAACGACAGAACAGCCGGAAGACCACCAACCGCACCUCAGCUCCAAGGGGCUCCAGCUCCCUACAGACUGUGAGGAGUAAAGCCAUUCUGCAGUAGACCUUGUUUUUACCUUUUUCUAUGGUUAUGA
Messenger RNA from Coregonus clupeaformis (lake whitefish), 3286 nucleotides. Its product is annotated as bone morphogenetic protein 1. The record is from RefSeq and is a predicted model, not a curated record. Gene Ontology annotation, biological process: proteolysis. Bases 121 to 3051 code for a protein of 976 amino acids. Lineage: Eukaryota; Metazoa; Chordata; Actinopteri; Salmoniformes; Salmonidae. The transcript has 20 exons. Gene Ontology annotation, molecular function: zinc ion binding; metalloendopeptidase activity; calcium ion binding.